GGCAAGUGCCUGUUGUCGACUGACACUCUGUGUAGGUUCUUCGUGAAACUUUGCCUUUAGGUCAUUUCCUUCAUUGUAUCCUAGUCGCGUGGACUCAACGGCAAGAUGAACAGUGUCACCACCGAGUUCGGACAGGCGAUGAUGGCAAAGGGAGGCUACGAGCUCGCUAGCACGCUGUCGCCAGUUGCACCCAAGUAUGACAGUGGCCGCCUAUAUGCUCUGCACAGAGAAACGAAUGCCUUCAGUGUUCAGUCCGACUUUCGCCAUGCUCUCUCGCACAUCUCGUCAUGCAAACUAGCCAGGAACGAAGUCAAUGCCUGGGCCGAUGUCUUUGUCGCAUACUGGAAAGCCGUUGGCGAGAUACUCAUUGCCGAAGAAUCACUCAAUCUGGGAAAGAAUGCAUCCAAGCCUCAGGGUAAGGUCGCCAACUGGGAUAAGGUCUAUAAUGCCUGGAAGGACCUGCUCAAUGCACUGUUGAGAGGCUACCAGCUUGAAGUCUUCGACGCCUGGACAAUUCCUUGUCUUUAUAUGGUGGGCAAGUACUUGCGUGUAUUCGCUAUCAAGGCAGACGAGGCUGCUUUUCAGAAGGGUCAAACUGCGUUCAAUGCUUUUGAGGAGGAUGUCGGCGACGCAGAGGGAGGAAAUGACAAGCUUGAGGAUGCUGCACGCCAGAUCAACAGAGUCUUCAGUCUUUGUGUCGGCGACAGGUCUCCCAUCGAAGAAUCUCGUAAGUGGGGCGCUUACUACAUCGCCAAUCUGCAGUUCAAGACAUACUUCAAGCUGAACUCGAUUGCUCUGUCACAAAACGUCAUCAGAUCGCUCUCAGCGACGAACACAGACUUACCACCUCUUGAUCGCUUCCCUCGGUCUCAGCAAGUCACCUACAAUUACUAUCUCGGAGUCCUCAAAUUCUUACACGAGGAUUAUGCGAAAGCAGAGGAACACUUGACCAUAGCUUACAACAAAGCAUUGGCAGGAUCUUCUCGCAACAUCAGAUUGAUUCUGACGUAUUUGAUUCCGACCAGACUCAUCACUGCCCACGUCCUACCAACACAAGCAAUGUUGGCGCCCUAUCCUGGCCUUCAACGACUCUUCGCUCCUCUCUGCGCUUGCAUCAAGAAGGGUGACCUGGCCGGGUUUGACGCUGCUCUACAAGCAGGUGAGGAGGAGUUUGUCAAACGUAGAGUCUAUCUUACACUCGAGCGUGGCCGUGAUAUCUGCCUUCGCAAUCUCGUCCGGAAAGUCUACCUUUCUGGUGAACUUGAAGCUCCAAAGGAAGAAGGCGCAGAGCCGGUCCGAAGAAGUCGUAUACCUCUCAAGGAGUUCACAGCGGCACUGAAGAUUGGAGGCGAGACUGAGCUUGAGGGUGACGAAGUGGAGUGUCUGCUCGCCAACUUGAUCUACAAGGGCAUGAUGAAGGGCUACAUUUCUCGCACUCACGGAAUGGUCGUGCUGAACAAAAAGGGUGCUUUCCCUGGUACUGGCGUCUGAGCCCGGGUGCUUCUCUCACGACAUGCAACCAGGAGGCAACAUCUGCCCUCAUUAGCGUCAAAUCUCAACACGCACACCAGAAUCGCCUGCAAUCACACCAAUAUGAAUGCACCAAUACUAUCAGUACAGGCGAGCAUGGAUGCCUUCCUCACCAUGAUGCACGCGACACGCCCUCGCUUACAGGCAGUAGCUCGUAGUAAUAUCUUCCAACCAGGGGCGCAACUGGCCAGUAUUCAUCGGUACUGCGGACGACAUCGGUACAUGAGAUGAUGACAUGAUAAUGAUGCAAAAUUAUAGCCAGGCUCUCAAGGAUGACUUGAGGACACUUAAAAGCCAAUGGAUCCAUAGAUUAGGCAACAACUUCAUAUUGACACCGGGUUUAGCUACCUACCCAACAAUAUCGUUCCAU
Molecule: messenger RNA, 1900 nt
Organism: Aureobasidium pullulans EXF-150
Lineage: Eukaryota; Fungi; Ascomycota; Dothideomycetes; Dothideales; Saccotheciaceae
Product: COP9 signalosome complex subunit 12
Exons: 2
Coding region: 106-1491 (461 amino acids)
Biological process (GO): post-transcriptional tethering of RNA polymerase II gene DNA at nuclear periphery; poly(A)+ mRNA export from nucleus; transcription elongation by RNA polymerase II
Cellular component (GO): transcription export complex 2
Molecular function (GO): double-stranded DNA binding; RNA binding
Source: RefSeq, a predicted model, not a curated record